Colletotrichum aenigma is the source of this 765-nucleotide messenger RNA. RefSeq names its product Trichothecene biosynthesis transcription regulator TRI6 (gene TRI6-0). Lineage: Eukaryota; Fungi; Ascomycota; Sordariomycetes; Glomerellales; Glomerellaceae. The coding region runs from base 1 to 765 and encodes 254 amino acids. The record is from RefSeq and is a predicted model, not a curated record. The transcript has 2 exons.
AUGGAACCACCAUUUGAGACUGAGCGAAACUCCGUCAAUGGAGGCGAAUACUUCCCACAAGUCGAGGCGCGACCGGCGCCCUACCCCUUCAGCCUCGGGCCAGCACCUCCGUUCAACGGAGAAUGGUUUCAAUCCACGUUGCAUCCAGAUCCUGUAUGCCUCUACCAGCCCUUGCCGUACCUGGAUACCACCUCCGGCACCAUACCACAGUACGGGCCCAGCCAUCUGGUUCAGGCCUCCAACUCCAACACACGGGUGAUCACGUCUCCCACGCCAGCCAACAUUAUGGCCGGCCAACCCCCCAGCUGGGACGUAUGGAGUACGAGUGAGGGUUCAUCCAGCCCAGCAGAAGAGCGCGAGGAGGAGACUUGGGAACCAGAAGACCUACGCCACAUGGGAUACCUCGACGCGAAUGGAAGCUGGCGAUGCAAGUUCCAAGGUUGCCGGUCCACGAGGGUAUUCAUCCGCGCGUGCGACUUGAGGAAGCACUACCGAGGCCACGAUAAGUGCUUCUUCUGCACGGAGAAGCCCUGCGCGAAAGCCGGCGUUGGCUUUUCAACGAGGAAAGACUACCAACGCCACAUGGGCUCGCACCAGCCUACGAUCAAGUGCCCGCACCCUGAUUGCGGUCGAAUAUUCAGUCGCAAAGACAAUAUGGGAGCACUUCAAAAAGAUCCACCUCCGCUUGCGAAACAACUUAUUCCCCAGGCCUUGCCGGAGGCCCAGACGAUGCGAAUCACGGAACUCACCGACAAUGAAGGUUGA